AUGGGAUCGAGAUGCUUUGUCUCGUUGCGGUCCACAAAACGGAUACAGGACAUACACGCAUUGAGUACAAGACGCAUACAUGCUAGCAAUACGGCACAAUUUGCAACUCCUCUCGAUCAACCAGUUUCAACCCAAGCAAAAAAGAGCAAAGAACGCUUAGUUAUUCUAGGUUCAGGAUGGGGUGCAAUGUCUUUGCUAAAAGGAUUGGAUCAAACAAGAUAUGAAGUAAUGGUCGUUUCUCCAAAUACCUAUUUCGCAAUGACGCCAUUAUUAGCACAAGCGGCAACCGGUUCAUUAGAAUUACGAACGACAAUGGAACCCGUACGUGGAAAUCAUAAUAUUCAUUUUUAUCAUGCAUGGACGGAAAAGAUUGAUUUGGAAAAAAAGACAUUAACACUUAUGCCAGCUUAUCCACCCGUUUUUAGACAAAAAGAUCCAACUUCAACAAAUCAUUAUCCAAAUGCACGAGAGUAUUCUUUAUCUUUUGACAAAUUGGUCAUCAGUGUGGGCGCAUACAAUCGUACUUUUAGUACACCAGGUGUUCGUGAAAAUGCUUGGUUUUUGAAAGACGUUCAGAAUGCAAGAGCGAUUCGAUGGAGAAUAUUGGAAUGUUUCGAACAGGCAGACCAUCCAAAUCUGACAGAUGAUCAACGAAAAGCACUCUUGAACUUUAUUGUUGUAGGAGGUGGGCCGACAGGGAGUGAAUUCGCUGCUGAAUUGCAUGACCUUCUCUCUUCUGAUCUAAAGAGAUUGUUCCCGGAUAUCGUCAAAUUUGCCAGUAUCAGCAUCGUCGACGCUUCUGCUGGGAUUUUGAACAACUUUGACGCUUCUUUGGCAACUUAUGCUCGUGAAAAGUUUGCAAGAGAUGGAAUCAACGUCAUGCUCAACCGCAAAGUCAAGGCAGUGGAAAGGGGGAAUCUAGUAGUUGAACCUGAUGGAGAGAUUCCUUUCGGUUUGCUUGUUUGGUCAACGGGUAUAUGUGCAUCGCCUCUAGUGAAAAGGACAAAUUCCAUCGCCAAGGAUGAUGGCAACUCUUUCUUCCUAACAGACGAUCAUUUGCGUUUUGUUGAGGAUGUGUAUGCCAUCGGAGAUUGUGCACAGAUACAAGGAAAGUUUCUGCCCGCCACCGCACAAGUUGCUUCGCAAAAAGGGAAACACCUAGCCCACGUCUUGAACGGAAAGAUGGGAGAAGAUCCAGAAGCAGACGAAAAAGUCUUCAAGCAUCGUGAUAUGGGAUCAAUGGCAAGUUUGGGUAGUGGAAGUGCAAUCGUUGAUAGUCCAAACGCAAAAGCACAAGGAAGGAUCGCUUGGGUGAUUUGGCGAUCGGCAUAUACGUACAUGAGUUUGUCAUGGCGUAAUAGGCUACUUGUGCCUUUCUUUUGGACCAUCAAUCGCCUGUUCGGUAGAGAUCUUACAAGAUUUUAG
Molecule: messenger RNA, 1425 nt
Organism: Meira miltonrushii
Lineage: Eukaryota; Fungi; Basidiomycota; Exobasidiomycetes; Exobasidiales; Brachybasidiaceae
Product: FAD/NAD-binding domain-containing protein
Exons: 3
Coding region: 1-1425 (474 amino acids)
Molecular function (GO): NADH dehydrogenase activity
Source: RefSeq, a predicted model, not a curated record